Molecule: messenger RNA, 948 nt
Organism: Rhododendron vialii
Lineage: Eukaryota; Viridiplantae; Streptophyta; Magnoliopsida; Ericales; Ericaceae
Product: toMV resistant protein Tm-2 netted virescent-like
Exons: 3
Coding region: 1-948 (315 amino acids)
Biological process (GO): defense response to other organism
Source: RefSeq, a predicted model, not a curated record
AUGGUCUACCACUCGCAGUUGUGGGAGGAAGCGGGUUUGAUGGAAGUGCUAGCUCUUAGCUACUAUCACUUACCGCCUCACUUGAAAGCAUGCUUCCUUUAUUUUGGAGUCUUCCCGCAAGACUACAAGGUCCCUUUCUGGAUACUGAUCCGAUUAUGGAUUGCCGAGAGAUUUGUACAAACAUCUGAGAAUGCAUGCUUGGGGGAGAUGGCCGAGGAGCACUUGAAGGAUCUGGUUGCGAGAAACCUAUUAUUGGUGGAACAAAGGAGUUUCAGUGGUCGAAUCAAAACAUGUCGUAUUCAUGAUAUGUUGCGCGAUUUGUGCUUGAGAGAAGCUCUAGCAGAGGACUUCUUAUUGGAGAUCAAAGAGGGUGGGAGUACCCCCGCUUUGAGGCACCUGCAUACAAACAAGCCCAGUCAGUUGCAUGACCCUGUAGCCAAAAAAACUGAGGAUCAUGAUAGCCUACAAACCCUUGCCACCGUCACGCCCCAGAGUUGUACUGAGGGUGUCUUAGGCCGGACUCCAUGCCUAAAGAAGCUUGGAAUCCGUGGGAAACUAGCCACCCUCCUUGAGGAGAAGGGAGGGUCUCUUUUUGAUAACCUUACCACGUUAGAACAACUUGUGACAUUGAAGUUGUUGAAUGACGUAUUCCCUGAGCCUCCUUCUGAAUUUAAACUCCAGAGACUUCCCCCGUGCAACAAAUUCCCACCAAACUUGAAAAGGCUAACCUUUGCCGAUACCUUUCUUGAGUGGGAGCAAAUGCAUGUGCUGGGGAUGUUGCCAAAACUUGAGGAGCUCAAGUUAAAGGACAACGCGUUCACAGGGGUAAGGUGGAGUCUAGUCGGCGGGGAUUUCCAGAAACUCAAAGCUUUGCAAAUUUGGAAGACAGAUCUGGUGCUUGGUGGCCAAAGCUCAUCAUUUCCCAAGCCUUCAGCACAUUGUUCUUAA